Molecule: messenger RNA, 3701 nt
Organism: Camellia sinensis
Lineage: Eukaryota; Viridiplantae; Streptophyta; Magnoliopsida; Ericales; Theaceae
Gene: UBA1
Product: ubiquitin-activating enzyme 1
Biological process (GO): protein sumoylation
Cellular component (GO): SUMO activating enzyme complex; cytoplasm
Molecular function (GO): SUMO activating enzyme activity
Source: RefSeq, a predicted model, not a curated record
UCCUUUCUCUCUCUUGAUUAAUCUUCCUUUCUUCCCAACUCUCCUCUCGAAUCGAUUUCAAUAUGACACUAUUUAGGAGGUUAGGGUUAGGGUUUGUAGUCACAGCACCGAUCGCUUUUGGAUUGGUGUAUAACCACUGUUUUGAUCUUAAUUUGUUCAAUUCAUUUCUGUUUUUGAUCGUAUCGAUGGGGUUUUGUGGGGCUUUUAGCAGUUUGUUGCACUUUAUGCUUCCUAGAAAGAGACCUGUUCAAGAAGGCGACUCUAGUGACGGAGAAAACUUGCUCAAGAAGCAUUGUGUCGGUUGUUUCAUCUCUUCAUCGGAAUCCUCCACCGGAAAAUCAACAGCCACCGAAGCUAAUACGACGCCCAAGGACUGUAACAAGAGCGAUAGCAGCGUUAUCGGGAGCAGCAGCAGUAACCUAAGCAGCGCUAGUAUUAGAGUAUUGCCGGAUAUGGCUUUUGGUAAUGGGAAUCCGAUGGAUAUCGAUGAAGAUCUGCACAGCAGACAGCUAGCUGUGUACGGACGCGAGACUAUGAGGCGGCUCUUCGCCUCUAACGUCCUUGUCUCCGGGAUGCAAGGCCUCGGUGUCGAAAUUGCGAAGAACCUUGUACUUGCUGGUGUCAAGUCUGUCACAUUGCAUGAUGAGGGGACAGUGGAGUUGUGGGAUUUGUCCAGCAAUUUUAUUUUUUCAGAGAAUGAUGUUGGUAAGAACAGGGCCCUUGCAUCUGUUCAAAAGUUGCAGGAGCUCAACAAUGCUGUGGCCAUUUCUACGUUAACCUCAAAAUUGAUGAAAGAACAACUUUCUGAUUUCCAGGCUGUGGUUUUUACUGACAUUAACCAAGAGAAAGCCAUUGAGUUCAAUGAUUACUGCCGUAAUCACCAGCCUCCUAUUGCAUUCGUCAAGGCUGAAGUUAGAGGCCUUUUUGGAAGUGUGUUUUGUGAUUUUGGACCUGAGUUUACAGUUGUUGAUGUUGAUGGCGAGGAACCACACACGGGUAUUAUUGCUUCCAUCAGUAAUGAUAACCCUGCAUUUGUGUCAUGUGUUGAUGAUGAAAGGCUUGAGUUCCAGGAUGGAGAUCUUGUUGUGUUUUCUGAAGUCAAGGGAAUGGCAGAACUCAAUGACGGAAAGCCAAGAAAAAUCAAAAGUGCAAGGCCAUACUCGUUCAUUCUUGAGGACGACACUACAAUUUUUGGUACUUAUGAGAAAGGUGGUAUUGUAACACAGGUGAAGCAGCCCAAGGUGUUGAACUUUAAGUCAUUGAGAGAAUCACUCAAAGAUCCUGGUGAUUUUCUUCUGAGUGAUUUCUCCAAGUUUGACCGCCCACCUCUACUGCACUUGGCAUUCCAAGCGCUGGAUAAGUUUGUUUCUGAACUGGGACACUUCCCUGUUGCUGGCUCAGAAGAGGAUGCUCAGAAGCUGAUAUCUAUGGUCAGUGAUAUCAAUGAAAGCUCUGGAGAUGGGAAAGUGGAAGAUAUUAACCCGAAACUUUUGCGGCACUUGGCGUUCGGUGCCCGAGCAGUUUUGAAUCCCAUGGCUGCCAUGUUUGGUGGUAUCGUUGGACAGGAGGUCAUGAAGGCAUGCUCUGGAAAGUUCCAUCCACUUUUCCAGUUCUUUUACUUCGACUCAGUUGAAUCACUUCCCACGGAACCUCUAGAACCCAGCGAUCUCAGACCAUUGAAUAGCCGUUACGAUGCACAGAUUUCAGUUUUUGGGUCGAAACUCCAGAAGAAACUUGAGGAUGCUCAGGUGUUUGUUGUGGGAUCUGGCGCACUGGGCUGCGAGUUUCUGAAGAAUUUAGCUCUGAUGGGAGUUUCCUGCAACAGCCAAGGAAAGAUGACAAUUACUGACGAUGAUGUCAUUGAGAAGAGUAAUCUCAGCAGGCAGUUUCUCUUUCGUGAUUGGAACAUUGGGCAGGCAAAAUCUACUGUUGCUGCUUCUGCUGUAUCAUUAAUAAAUCCUCGUCUCUAUAUAGAAGCUUUGCAGAACCGUGUGGGCCCCGAGACUGAGAAUGUUUUUGAUGAUACCUUCUGGGAGAAUCUAAAUGUUGUUAUUAAUGCCCUCGAUAACGUCAAUGCCAGGCUUUAUGUUGAUCAGAGAUGUUUAUAUUUCCAAAAGCCCCUUCUUGAGUCGGGAACCCUAGGUGCAAAGUGUAACACUCAGAUGGUCAUUCCUCACCUGACCGAAAACUAUGGUGCCUCAAGAGAUCCCCCAGAGAAACAAGCACCCAUGUGCACUGUUCACUCAUUCCCACACAACAUUGAUCACUGCUUGACAUGGGCUCGAUCAGAAUUUGAAGGCUGGCUCGAGAAAACACCAGCAGAAGUGAAUGCUUUUCUUUCAAAUCCGAGCGAGUAUGCAUCUGCAAUGGGGAAUGCUGGUGAUGCUCAGGCCAGGGAUAAUCUCGAACGUGUUCUGGAGUGCCUUGACAGUGAAAGAUGCGAAACAUUCCAAGAUUGCAUUACCUGGGCCCGUCUAAAGUUUGAAGAUUAUUUUGCUAGCCGUGUGAAACAGUUGAUUUUUACUUUCCCUGAAGAUGCCGCAACCAGUACAGGGGCUCCAUUUUGGUCCGCCCCUAAGCGCUUCCCCCAGCCACUGCAAUUCUCCGUUGCCGAUCUCAGCCACCUGCAAUUUAUUCUGGCAGGAUCGAUACUACGGGCGGAGACAUUUGGCAUCCCAAUUCCGGAUUGGGCCAAGAACCCUAGGAAGUUGGCUGAAGCUCUUGAUAAAGUGAUGGUCCCUGAAUUUCAACCGAAGAAAGAUGUGAAAAUUGUGACCGAUGAGAAGGCUACCAGCCUUUCCACUGCAUCUAUAGAUGAUGCAGCAGUCAUCAAUGAACUAAUCAUGAAGCUAGAACAGUGCCGGAAGAAUCUGCCACCUGAGUUCAGGAUGAAACCAAUUCAAUUUGAGAAGGAUGAUGACACGAACUACCAUAUGGAUUUCAUAGCCGGGCUUGCGAAUAUGAGGGCGAGGAAUUACAGUAUUCCUGAAGUUGAUAAACUGAAAGCCAAAUUCAUAGCUGGAAGGAUUAUACCUGCAAUUGCAACCUCCACGGCAAUGGCCACUGGUCUCGUUUGUCUGGAGCUGUACAAGGUUCUAGAUGGAGGACACAAAGUAGAGGACUAUCGCAACACAUUUGCCAACCUAGCACUCCCUCUGUUCUCCAUGGCUGAGCCAGUCCCGCCUAAAGUCAUAAAGCACCGAGACAUGAGCUGGACUAUUUGGGACCGUUGGAUUGUUAAAGACAAUCCAACUUUGAGGCAACUUCUCCAAUGGCUCGAAGACAAGGGGCUGAAUGCAUAUAGUAUUUCAUGUGGAAGUUGCCUGCUCUACAAUAGCAUGUUCCCUCGUCACAGAGAAAGGAUGGACAAGAAGAUGGUGGAUUUGGCUAGGGAGGUGGCUAAGGUGGAACUGCCGCCGUACCGUCGGCACUUGGAUGUGGUGGUGGCUUGUGAGGAUGAUGAAGAUAAUGAUAUCGACAUCCCGCAGAUUUCCAUAUACUACCGUUAAGGUUUGUUGUUUGAAUAAUCAUGAAAGUGUGUUAAAGCUAGAGACUCUAGGUUGAGAAUACUGUAUUCACAUUUGUCUUUCAAUUCUGGUGUUCCAGUCGAGGAUGAGCACACGAAAUUGAUAAAAUUUACUAUAUUAGCUGCACAUUACAUAUAUAAUCUCUGAGAGUUAAAACAUUGAAUACCUGUGAUU